Sabethes cyaneus is the source of this 1291-nucleotide messenger RNA. Its product is annotated as WD repeat-containing protein 74. Gene Ontology annotation, molecular function: protein binding. The record is from RefSeq and is a predicted model, not a curated record. Gene Ontology annotation, cellular component: nucleolus; preribosome, large subunit precursor. NCBI's taxonomy places the organism in Eukaryota, Metazoa, Arthropoda, Insecta, Diptera, Culicidae. The transcript has 4 exons. Gene Ontology annotation, biological process: ribosomal large subunit biogenesis. Bases 89 to 1276 code for a protein of 395 amino acids.
CCAUUCCACUACAAUUUUAUUCACAAAAACAAAAUAGUUUGCAGUGCCUGAUGGUGGUUUUAUCGCGUCGAAAAUCUUUUAGAAAAUCAUGAAAUUCUCUACUAGCAACGCCAAAUGCUCUUCCUAUAGUGGAAAGCAUGUUAUCUACAUUGGAACGCACACAGGAUCCUUUAAAAAGCUUGAACCUUUCGAAGAGGAUCCCUACCGGCAGUUGAACCUACAGCAAAUUGAUGUCCUGAACAAAACUUCCAAGGUAACAUGUAUGGAAUUUGGCAAUUCGGAGCAAACGGAAAUUUUGAUUGGCCGAGCCAAUCACUACGUGAAAGUUUUCAACUGUCCCAACGAAGAUACAUCGUCAAGUUUUGAAGCCGGGGAAGGUGAAGUGGUUGGAUUGGGCAGAUCCAAUGGCUGCAUUGUCGUUGGAACCAGCAACGGUACUGUAAAAAUAGUAAAAUACCCGGAACCAAUCGAAUUCUCCGCAGGAGAAAACCUCGCCAAGUUACGAGUCUACCAGCAAGACCCUACGCUGAUGGUCACGGGAGGCAAAGGACUAAAGCAAAUCAUUAAAGUGUGGGAUUUAGAAACACAAAAGGCUACCUUCACGGCUAAAAACGUCCGGAAGGACAUGCUAGAGUUGGAGCAACCGGUUUGGGAAAAUGAUGUAGCGUUCGUCGAUCGAAAUACAGUGGCUUCCUGCUCGCGUCACGGUUACGUACGAGUGUAUGACCUUCGGGGUCCGCAACGCCGUCCAGUGCAAGCUUACUCACCACCGGACGACCUGCUAGCGUUUACGUGUCUCGCAAACCAUGGACAGUACCUGUACGCCGGUACAACUACGGUGGGCACACGAGCUUUCGAUAUACGAAAAAUGAAAAACCAUAUUCACGUUUACAAAGGAUUCACCGGAACAGUUACAAGCUUGAGUAUUGAUGCCACUGGAAGUUAUCUAUUUUCUUCCUGUUUGGAUCGCUAUACUCGCGUUCACAAUGCACAAAAAACGGCAAUGGUUUACCAGUGUUACGUAAAGUCGAAACCAACUCAGAUCCUAUGUGCGGAAUAUCAGCCGAAAGUAACCACUACUGAGGAAGACGAUGAUUUAAUUCUAGUGGAAGAAAGCAAAGACGACGAUGAAGUCGAUUCGGAAUAUGAGGAUAUGUUUGCAAAAAUGCAAACUGUUGACGAAAAAAUGGCAUCGAACAAACGGAAAAGUAACGCUGCGCAGCAAGAUCAGCCCAAGGCUAAAAUAACUAAGAAGAAAAUAAAAACGAAAAAAUAAAAGCUUCGUUACCAU